Messenger RNA from Xenopus laevis (African clawed frog), 3794 nucleotides. RefSeq names its product Wnt family member 16 L homeolog (gene wnt16.L). Gene Ontology annotation, biological process: neuron differentiation; Wnt signaling pathway; canonical Wnt signaling pathway. Gene Ontology annotation, cellular component: extracellular region. The coding region runs from base 264 to 1394 and encodes 376 amino acids. Gene Ontology annotation, molecular function: frizzled binding; signaling receptor binding; cytokine activity. The record is from RefSeq and is a predicted model, not a curated record. NCBI's taxonomy places the organism in Eukaryota, Metazoa, Chordata, Amphibia, Anura, Pipidae. The transcript has 4 exons.
GUGGGAGAACUGAAGAACAGACUUGAAGAAGAGAAAGGUCUCACCUAAAGCAGAAGGACCCGUCCUCUUCCAAAAGUGUCAGCUCUCCUAACUGCCAUCAAUGUUCUUCCAGCUCUACCUGUGCCACAUUUAGCGCCAUGCACACAGGACUGUUACACGGGGACUGAUGUUCAUAAAGGAGCUUUGCUUGUGAAGUUCCCGAUCCAACUCAGAAGCCGGGUUUGCUCAGUUCUGCAGAGACUGCUGGAAUCAAUGUACUGGAGAUGGAGAAGGAGUCUCCUUUUGGACUAUCCCAUAUUUAUGUCCUUUUCACUACACUGAUGGCGAUUCUCCCUCUGUCCCAGGGAAACUGGAUGUGGCUAGGUGUUACAUCCUUUGGGGUACCAGAGAAACUUGGCUGUACCAACCUUCCCCUUAGCCUUCGCCAAAAGGAAAUGUGUAAGAAGAAGCCAUACUUGUUGUCCAGUAUAAGGGAGGGAGCCAGACUUGGAAUCCAAGAAUGUAGGAACCAGUUCAAGCAUGAGAGAUGGAACUGUUCAGUUUCACCCACCAUUUCUUCUGCCAGUUCAUCAUUUUCCUUAUCUUUCGUAAUGUCAUCAUUGGCAUCAGCUCAUACUAUUUUUGGCUACGAGCUAAGCAGUGGCACCAAAGAAACAUCAUUUAUAUCUGCCGUGACAGCAGCAGGACUUGUGCAUUCUGUAACAAGAGCAUGUAGCGCUGGAAAUAUGACUGAAUGCUCCUGUGACACCAGCCUGCAGAAUGGUGGCUCGGCUAGUGAAGGAUGGCACUGGGGGGGCUGCUCUGAUGAUUUACAGUAUGGAAUGUGGUUCAGUAGAAAAUUUCUGGAUGCCCCAUAUAAAAACUCAAGUGGAAGAGACUCUGAUGUACUAAAUGCAAUGCACUUGCAUAAUAAUGAGGCUGGCAGACAGGCUGUCACUAAACUGAUGACUGUGGACUGUCGUUGUCAUGGAGUUUCUGGAUCAUGUGCUGUGAAAACUUGUUGGAAGUCCAUGUCUUCCUUUGAAAAGAUUGGAAAUUAUCUAAAGAACAAAUAUGAAAACAGCAUACAGAUAUCAGAAAAACUGAAAAGGAAGGUACGCCGCAGAGAAAAGAAUGACCGCAAGAUGCCCAUAUAUAAAGGGGAUCUUGUUUAUACUAACAAGUCCCCAAAUUACUGUGUAGAGGACCAGAAACUUGGAAUAUCUGGAACACAUGGAAGAGAAUGUAAUCGCACCUCUGAAGGAUCAGAUAGCUGUAAUCUACUCUGCUGUGGCCGUGGGUACAAUACACAUGUAGUACGACAUGUGGAAAGAUGCGAGUGCAAAUUCGUGUGGUGCUGCUAUGUACGUUGUAGAAGGUGCGAGAGCAUGACUGAUGUCCAUACUUGCAAGUAACUUUUUCUACAGACAGAAGAGAGCAUGGAAAUAUUAACUACUACAAUUAAGAAGAUGCAAUAAUAAAAUGCUUGGUGCUUAUAAACCACAUAUCAUGAAAACAGACCAAAAAAUGUAGUUCGUGCAUGAAACCAUUAAUUGUUUUGACUUUGCAUUGCUUGCCACCAAGCUCUAUCAUUUUCUUUUCUUUCUGUGCCACCUAAAAGGAUUUAGUUACAGGUUAUUCCAGUGGCAUUAAGUUGCCCCAUCAGAAACUGCCUGGAUCUUACCAGUUUACAAGUUUUCAUCUGUUAGUGAAUAUAGGCACUUCUUGAAGGCUGAGGUACUGUAGCUUGGUACACCUAGCCCUGCAUUUGUAGAGUAGGGCAAAGCAUCAUGAGAUUCAAGUCUUAUGUUAAAACUUAAAAACAUCUUAAAACAGUGCACAAACAAAUCAGGAAUUCACUUGCCGUUUUUGCAUUUGGUUGCCUGAACCAGACAGACAAAGCUUCAUAAAGUUACCCCUUAAUAGGAGAUAAAUGAGUAUUACAGUUUAUCUUCUAAAAUUGUAUUUCUCUUCUCCUGUUCUGCUCAUUUCAUAUUGAGGAUGUCUGCACUUUUCAAUUACACCCCCCCCCCCCACACACACACACAAAGUAAAUAAUCUCUGGACCACCUCAGCAUCCCACAAACUCCUUUGCUCCAUGGACGUAGAAAGAGCAGGUGGGGCAGAGGGAGAUCAGCAAAGUAUGCAGAUCCUCACCAGGCACCCCCAUCCCUCAGAAUGCUCCACAGUCACUGGGUCUACUGUUCCCAUAUUUACUACACUGUUGAGAACACCCAGCCUUUAUAAACGAGACACAAAGACUUCAAAUGAACAAAUCUCAAAUUUAUGUUACAAAAUUGUUAAUUGCAGUAAUUUAAUUCACAACUGCUUAUGAACUGCACUUAUUCAUUCAUCUUUAGUAAUAAGAGGAAGUGAGAUAAUGCAGCCAGCAAACAGCACCAAACCCCAGCUGCACACCACUUGGAGAUCAUUGUAACAUGCAGAGUUAUGCCAAACUGCAGAACAGAUGUACAACAUGCAUAUGUUUGUACUAUAAACAGUGCAGUUUUGCAUAACAGUGUAUGGUAGAAUUAAAAAUCUCUUACCCCAAAAAUAAAGCAUAUAGUCUUAAGGACUGUGACAACUGUCCUUGAUAAUAAACCUAUUUCACAAUUCAGUUCAGCCUAACAGUAUUUUUGCAGCUGCAACCAAUACAACAACAUGAGUCAGUGACAGAUUUUUACCUUUCCUAACUUGCUGAUUUCAGCAUGAGUCAUUUGCAGUGCACUUCCAACAAUCUGCACGGCGCAACUUGUUUGCAGUAGGAAACAAUGUUUGGUUCACAUAGCUUACAAAUAAAUCACAUGUCAAACUAUGAAAUAUUAAGCAUUAUUGGACAGAAAAACUAUUCAUUGUGGAGUUCCUGCAAUUCAUUUCCCCUUUCCAUAAAAACAUAUCUAGCUAGUAUGAAUGAUACAGAACAAAUAUACCAGGAAUAUUUUUACCCAGCCAGAUAUAAUAGCUGCAAAUGAUUUCAGAAUAGUUUGGUUGUAAAGUGCAGCCUUAUUUAGUGCAGCUAUUUCAUGGUACAGUAGAUUUUAAAACCAUUAUUAAAAUUACCAGAGCAGAUGAGGCCUUUUCUGUACAAAUAGUUGUCUUUGCAAAUUAUAGGAGCUGAACCUUAACACUAAUAUAAUGAUAUUUUGAUUUGUUCAUGCAUUUUUAAAUGAUUUUUAAAUGAACCAUUUCAACAGUAUUUUAUGUUAUUACAAUAUUAUUUAUUUGCAAUGAUACUGACCUGCGUAGAUGAUCCUCCAACUGGAUUGUUAAGUGCUUUGUAUACGACAUACAGAGACCAAGACAACAGUGUUUAGCAGCAUUUGGUGACCAGAAAUGUCUCAAUGUAAUUUUUAAAUAUAAGGGUUUUUGAUAUUUAUGAUUUAUGUACUGGUGCAAAUAUAUUAGCCAUUCAAUAACAUUUAUUGGAAAAUAUUAUAUGAUUGGAAACAUAGUUCUUUGUAUGUACAAAUAUUAUAUUUUCAUAUAAAAUCAAUUUGAAGACUGUAAGAACAUUUUGAAAAUGAAAUUGUAAAAAAAAAUACAUUUUUUCUUAAUUGUUACAUGUGUACAUUUUGUAAAUACUUAAAUUAUGCACUUAUUGCUUAAUGGAUAUCACUCCAAUAGCUUUUAUAUUACCCACACUGAUAUUGCUAUUGUGUGGUUCUAUUUUUGCAUCCAACUACAAAAAAAAAAGCAAAAGCCACCUAUACAAAAAGCUUGUCUUUGUUAGAUGUUGUAAAUAGAUAUGGACGUUUCUGCCGUUACUAUGUGGAAAAUGUACAUUUUUUCUCGCAGAAAUAAUAAAAUAUUUAAUA